This is a messenger RNA of Lingula anatina, 1888 nucleotides long. RefSeq lists its product as uncharacterized. The record is from RefSeq and is a predicted model, not a curated record. NCBI's taxonomy places the organism in Eukaryota, Metazoa, Brachiopoda, Lingulata, Lingulida, Lingulidae. Gene Ontology annotation, biological process: extracellular matrix organization; proteolysis. Gene Ontology annotation, cellular component: extracellular matrix. Gene Ontology annotation, molecular function: metalloendopeptidase activity.
UAUAAAAGAACGUUGAGAGAAUAUCUGUAUUCAAUUGCACCGUUGAGAUGACAGCGAUCUGCGUAUUUACCGUAUUGAUUGGCAUAUUUGGUCUUAUUUCGUCUGAUCCAGUCGGACAAUGCGACCCAAACCGCAUCAGCAACCAGUAUCUCCGUGACGACAGCAACGCGUGCGCAUUCUACCAAUGUGAAUAUCACGGCACCAGUUAUCUUCGACCCACGUUCCACGCAUGCGCACCCGGCACAAAGGUGCCAGAAAAGUACGGAGAAUCCGCCGCGUAUCCUGACUCCUCAAACCCGUGCGUCCUGCGAGUAUGGAACCCAGCUGACUGCAGACCCAGGCCGUUUUGGAGCCCGUGGGGGGAUUGGAGUGCCUGCUCAAAGACUUGCGGGACAGGGGUUGCCACAAGAGAAAGACAGUGUAAUAAUGGGCCCGGAUGCCAGGGGGCGGGGACCGAGACCAGAUCUUGCACCAAUUCUCAGUCUUGUUGCCCACCUGGGUUUGCUGUGUUUGGUAACUCCUGUUAUUCGUUUAUUACCGUGUCCGGGAGGUCGCCAUCUUGGGCGUUGUCCCGGGCAAUUUGCCAAAAUGCGUCCGCUGACCUCGUUUCCAUAGAGACCAGCGAAGAGCACGAGUUUAUCAAGAAUAACCUAAGACCCAUCACCCCACCAAACAGGUUCAUUGGAUGGUACGUGGGGGGUCGGCGUCUUUCGAUUAACCCCGUCACUACACGCACAGGGGCGCCAGUGAACUCGAGGGAGGCCCGCAAGCUCCAGUUUUUCUGGGUACCUACAGGGCAACAAGUGGCUUAUGAUGGCUGGACGAAGGCGGCGGGCGUGCCCGGAGACUAUCAGCCUGACGGGAACGGUCCUUGCAUGGUCCUCUGGAUUGGAAGGCGGGAUUUUGUCGACUACGAGUUUGAUGAUUACAGCUGCAAUGGCAACGUGGGUGGCUAUGUGUGCGAAAAGGCACUGGUUUAGCUAUGAGGAUAGCAUACACGUGCGCCAUCAAUUUUGCAAAGUAUCUCUAGCGAAACUAUCUUUAAAGGAACUCCCCACGGGAAUUAUCCGCAAUGAUGAAUUUUCCAGGGUUAAAGGGAAAUUUUAUACUAAUUACGACUCAUCCUCAACCUUUCCCUGCCUUUGUAUUUGGUGUCUUAUUCCACGUUUAAUUUCAUUGAUUUAGUUUUUAAAUGACUGGCCAGUCCAGUAGAACGACAUAGCCUUCGCGAUUUUCAUCUUCCUGGCCUCGUUUUCAGACAGGAAAAAGGGCUUGAUGUUUUGUAUCGCGGUCCUGUAUCACUGUAAUACAGACUUUGCGAGCUGCUAUAAAAGCUGAGAAGACAGUAGCGACACUAGGUACGCUUCAGAUAAACUUUUAUUUCCCAUAAUUUAAGGGGUUUUAUCGUCGUUAAGGUCAAAUUGGGAAAUAUAAGAAACUUUCAAGGACAUAAAUUUGAAUCUGAGGGGUUUUCAAACGCACGGAGUGUUCCUUUAUUAACCGGUACCACUUUUUAUGUGUUGUUAUAAUUAAGGCUUCAGGAAAAACGAGAGGUUGAUUGUAUCACUAUAAAUCUGCCAAUGCCAAUUGAACAAAUUAAAUUUGAUAUGGAUUUAUUUAAAGAAAUUGAACGAGUGUAGCCUACAUGUAAGUCACCUUACCGUUCCAAUUGUAACGGGUUUAGAGAACUGUUUUUCUGGAUGCAUGGUGAUACUGUGAUGAUAUACUAAUUCGGGAGCGCAUAAAAAAAUACAUAUUUGAUGUGAUCAACAUAAAUUGACUUGUAAAAAUUAUUACUGAAAACAGAAAAUGGUGAUAUGCAUAUUGUGAAAUAUUCAUUUUUCUGAAAAUAAAAGCACUCAGCAUGGGAGAAAUUGCUCUGUAAAAU